Messenger RNA from Spodoptera littoralis (African cotton leafworm), 891 nucleotides. Lineage: Eukaryota; Metazoa; Arthropoda; Insecta; Lepidoptera; Noctuidae. The record is from the annotation of a GenBank genome assembly.
AUGAAGUUGUUGGCAGUGAUUCUGUUAGCUCUAGCAGUGGCCGCCUCCGCGAGGCACAUCACGCUUGAAGAUGUAAUCGAAUUAGAAAAGAACACUCCGUACGGUUACAUCAAAGCUAUUGCCAUACCAUUAGCUGAUGAACUCCGUAUUGCUGAAGAGGACGGCAGACAAAAUCCAUCCAGAAUUGUCGGUGGUUCGUUAGCUGCUCUUGGACAAUUUCCGUAUCAGGCCGGUUUAUUGUUACAUCAACCUUAUGGUAAUGGUAUAGCCAGCGCAUCUCUAAUCUCCAAUAACAGAAUAUUGACUGCUGCACACAACUUGAACGAUGGCUGGUCAACUGUCCCGAGUGUGACUGUUGUCCUUGGAUCUACCACUCUAAUGUCUGGUGGUGUAAGAAUAAGUAGUUCCGACUAUAUUUUACACGAAAACUAUGACAUUUCCAUAUUCAGAAGUGACAUUGCUAUCAUCAAUUUACCAUCUCUAGUUCAAUUCUCAAGCAUCCUCGCUCCCAUCGCCCUGCCUUCUGGAUCUCAGAUCGAAGAGGAUUUCGCUGGUGACAUUGCUAUUGCCUCUGGUUUUGGCAAUAAUCCUGGAAUUGGUGGUCUAGUUCCAAACCAGCCGUUUAGCUACGUAGACUUGCCUGUGAUCUCCAACGAUGAAUGCGCUUCAGCUUUUGGGUCAAUUGUUCUGCCUGGAAUUAUUUGCACAGGCAGUGUUGUUGGCAAAAAUAUUUGCACUGGUGACUCUGGUGGUCCUCUUGCUGUACAGAGGAAUGAAAACCCACUCUUGAUCGGCGUUGUUUCGUUCGGACGUGGUGGAUGCGAUGGUGGUUCUCCUUCUGGAUAUGCUAGAGUUUCACACUACAUUGACUGGAUCAAUGAACGUCUGUAA